Molecule: messenger RNA, 1477 nt
Organism: Trichomycterus rosablanca
Lineage: Eukaryota; Metazoa; Chordata; Actinopteri; Siluriformes; Trichomycteridae
Gene: paqr3a
Product: progestin and adipoQ receptor family member IIIa
Exons: 6
Coding region: 1-939 (312 amino acids)
Cellular component (GO): membrane
Molecular function (GO): signaling receptor activity
Source: RefSeq, a predicted model, not a curated record
AUGCCUUCAGCUAAAGUGCUAAAGAAUACCCAGUACAUAGAACUGGGCAGUUACCAGUACUGGCCCGUUCUUGUGCCCAGAGGAAUUCGUCUGUACACUUACGAGCAAGUGCCGGGCUUUCUGAAAGAAAAUCCGUACAUUACAGAUGGCUACAGGGCGUACCUGACUUCUAAACUGUGUAUUAAAAGUCUCUUCAUCCUUUCUAACGAGACCGUGAACAUCUGGAGCCACUUGCUGGGCUUCUUCCUGUUCCUCUCGCUGGGCCUGUACGACAUGGUGGGGGUGCUGCCAAUGGUUGCGGCCACCAGAGAGGAUUAUGUCAUCUACGCUAUCGGACUCUUCUGCUUCCAGGUGUGUAUGCUGUGCUCGGUGGGGUAUCAUCUGUUCUGCUGCCACCGCUCAGAGAAAAGCAGUCGGCGCUGGAUGGCCCUGGAUUACGCCGGAAUCUCCAUCGGGACUUUGGGCUGCUACGUUCCCGGUGUCUUCUACGGCUUUUACUGCAAUAAUUACUGGAGACAGGUGUAUUUGAUCGUGGUUCUGGCCAUGACGCUGGGAGUCUUCUUCGCCCAGAUCCAUCCUCUGUACCUGACCAAGAAGUGGCAAAAGCUGCGCUCGGUCAUCUUCUGCUCUGUGGUGGCCUAUGGCCUCAUCCCUACCGUCCACUGGAUCUGGCUGAGUGGAGGAUUCGGUGCUGAAAUAGUGCAGGCAUUUCUUCCCAGAGUGCUAAUAAUGUACCUCCUCGCUGCAUCUGGAUUCGUCUUUUAUGUCUCCAAAAUUCCUGAACGCUACUUCCCAGGUCAGCUGAACUACGUGGGUUCGAGCCACCAGCUGUGGCACAUUCUGGUGGUGCUGAUGUUCUACUGGUGGCAUCGGUCUGCACUGUUCAUCACUAACUACCGGCACACACACGCCUGCCCAGGCUACCCCCAGCAUUCUUAGGGACGUGAGGAACGACCUGAGUGUGAGGAGGAAUAACGACAGAGAGACUUUAUUUAAACGCACAGCGGUUGAACUGCAGGUAAGAUCCACGUACAGACGCUGACUGCGGAUGUUUUCUGCACUAUGGGAACUUAAUACGAACCCGAAAAGACUUUCUACUCCAACACCUGUGGACAGAUUUUUUUAUUGGUUUUUAAUUAUAGUAGAAGUGCCUAGUCCUCACAAAACUAUUUAAGGGUUUUUUGGAUAGUAGUGCUCAGAAAUGCCCAGGUAAUGAUAUAGGAGGCUUAUACACACCUUGUUUUUAUUAGUGUUGAUAGUAACUACGGAGCCCUGCAGGGGACAUCCUGUAUAAAUAAAAAAAAAUGCAAAAAAAAAUGACGUAUUGACUAAUGGAGAAAGAUCCUAAAUCUCGGCUAUGACUAAGCAAGGAGUGGGAACGAGAUAUGCAAAGAUUGUACACCGAUCAGCCAUAACAUUAAAACCACCUCCUUGUUUCUACACUCACUGUCCAUUUUAUCAGCUCCACUUACCAUAU